AUUUUUAAGUAAUAUUAAGAUCAAUAAAAACUAAAAGUUAACUUUUAAUAAUAUUUGUUUUAAAUUAUUAUACUAAAAAGGACGUUUUGUUGUUGGUAUCCAAAUAAAAUGAAAGUAGUCUUUAUUAAUAAAAGAAAAAAAUUGAUAUUUGAUAUUAUUUUUAUAUUUUUUUAAAAAAAAUAUUAUAUAAAAAAUACAUUUAAAUUAUUAGGUGAAAAGAUAAAACAAAAGAAAUUUUCCUAAUCAAUCAAGAAACGACAUGUGGCAGUAGUGGGCCACAAAAAAAAAGUUUCUAACAUGUUGAAAUUUUGCAACGAAUGUUUACACCACAUAGAUAAACCAAAUUUAUCAACCCUUCAUUGUAAAGGUUUCAACACAGUUGGAAUGAGUUUUCAACACUCUCAUUAUGGAUAGUAUUAGAGCAUCCGCAACAUAGAUCUUGAAAGAGGAAUCCUUAGGGAAAAAAUAAUUAAAUAAUUAGUGGAUUCUACCAAAAAAAGAUUUGAUCUUUAAAUUUUUUAAAUAAGUACUCUUUCUUAGUGAAUACUUGCACUAUUUAGAGGCAUCCACGACACGUAAGCGACCCGCGAUUGAUUGAUAUUUUUUUUUUUAAUCUGAAAAAGAAAAAUAAUAAUUAAAAAUCAAAAACUAAGGACUCCCAUGGAUAACACCAUUGCAGAUGCUCUUAGCACGACGAUUUAAAUUAAACAUUUUUUUGUUAACAACAAUAUUUUCUGUCUUAAACGUCAAGAAAAUUUUGAAAAUAAUUUUUCUCCUCGUAUUUGAAUAUAUGCAUGUAAAGAAACUGUCAAAUGUUGAUCAUUAGUUUUUUGCAGAUGUAACAAGAACCAGGAAAAACAUGACAUGAAUAGAUGAUAUUAGAGCAGCUACGAAUGUCUAAAUUAAGACAAAAAUAAUUCGUUAAAUUAAUAUUUCCUUUCGUAAUCCUCAAGGAAAUUUUACUUAUCUUCCAAGAAAAUAAAUCUGACAAAAGAGAAUCUGAGUAACAAGGUAACUUUCCACUAAUAGCUUCUGGUGUAAUUAAUUACUCUGUCAAAAACUAGAAACAAGAACAAGUAUGGAAACUGUAACAUUCUAAACAAUCAACGAUAAUUAAUGAUACAACAUGUAACAUAAUACUGCUUCAUAUCUCUCCUUCAAAAUACUCUCUUCUUUUCCUCUAUUUUCUUUUUGCCGUCUGUCUCUUGGAUUUGUUUUGUUUUUGUUUGAAUGGUUAUCCUCCACGAGAUAAGCAAUGAAGCCAAGACAACAACGGAGACUUCAGGCUCAAGUAAUUACUCUCUCCUGGAUCUGUCCAAACGCAUGAAACCUAGAAGAACUGCCUUGCCCAACACGGCGACAACAAAAUACAAAGGUGUUGUUCAGCAGCAAAACGGUCACUGGGGUGCUCAGAUAUACGCAGAGCAUCGAAGGAUUUGGCUCGGGACUUUCAAAUCCGCUGCUGAAGCCGCCGCUGCUUAUGAUAGCGCAUCUAUCAAGCUCCGAAGCUUUGAUGCUAACUCUCACCGAAACUUCCCUUGGUCUGAAAUCACGGUCCACGAACCUGACUUUCAAGUUCGCUACACGACAGAAGCUGUGUUGAACAUGAUCAGAGACGGUUCUUACCAACACAAGUUCAUAGAUCAUGUCAUGUCAAGAUCUCGUAUGGCCAACUUCAACAUCAUGGGAUCAAAACAGAGUCAACAAGAACCAAACAAGUGUUUCUCUUGCACGCAGCUUUUUCACAAGGAACUGACACCGAGCGAUGUUGGAAAACUGAACAGGCUUGUGAUACCAAAGAAGUAUGCAGUGAAGCAUUUACCUUCCAUAAGCGACGAUCAAGAAGAGGGUGAAGCUGUGGAUGAUGUUGAGGUUGUGUUUUAUGACAGUACGAUGAGACAAUGGAAGUUUAGGUAUUGUUACUGGAGAAGUAGCCAGAGCUUUGUCUUCACCAGAGGAUGGAAUGGUUUCGUCAAGGAGAAGAAUCUGAAAGAGAAAGAUGUUAUUGUUUUUUACGCUUGUGAAGUCCCGAGUAAUUUCAAAAAUAUAGAAGGGCAAAGCAACAAGUUCUUGAUGAUUGAUGUUGAUCACAAGGGUUUCGUGCCUCCCAAGGAAGAAAACAAAAUGGUUCAUAGGGAAGAAACGAAAACAAGAGACUUCUUUAACUCGAAGUUAGAAGAUGAAGAAACCAAACCAGAGGAGAUGAAAGGAGGGUUUAUGCUGUUUGGUGUUAGGAUCCAAUAGCUACUUUGAUAUUACGGAUUCUUUCUUAAUAACUUAAAAUUAUAGUUUUGGUUUUGAUUUGUACUACAUAGCCUCUUGAUUUACAACAGGCUUGUUUUUUUGGUUUUAAUAUUAGAUAUUGAUUGGCUUAAUGUCGUCACUCUUGAGUAGAUAAAAGAAGAAAAAACCAUUAAGGAGACAUUUAGUUAAUGUCACAAAAUCAAACAGCAGCAAGAGUUUUUAACUCUCUUCUCUAUAUGUACACAGAAAGCCAUCUUCUC
Molecule: messenger RNA, 2504 nt
Organism: Eruca vesicaria subsp. sativa (arugula)
Lineage: Eukaryota; Viridiplantae; Streptophyta; Magnoliopsida; Brassicales; Brassicaceae
Source: the annotation of a GenBank genome assembly